This is a messenger RNA of Oppia nitens, 1750 nucleotides long. RefSeq names its product pancreatic triacylglycerol lipase-like. The coding region runs from base 5 to 1750 and encodes 581 amino acids. Lineage: Eukaryota; Metazoa; Arthropoda; Arachnida; Sarcoptiformes; Oppiidae. The transcript has 7 exons. Gene Ontology annotation, molecular function: lipase activity. The record is from RefSeq and is a predicted model, not a curated record.
CCCAAUGAAUCCAAUUGCGGCAAAUGUUUCAUUUAUUUUAUAUACAAAUGAGUCGACUGAUGGACAGGUAUUUUCGUGGAAAAACGAUUCAAUUUACAAUGAGAUAUAUGAUGCAAAAUUUUUUCCGGACAAAAAAAUUGUUUUCAUAAUACAUGGUUAUACCGAUUGUUUUAGAGAUUGCUAUAUUGGUGACCAUAUUAGAAGUGAUUGGAUGGCUAAUAUGAAAGAUUAUUUUUUAAACUACAAUUAUAAUGUAAUAAUUGUUGAUUGGCGUGAAGCGGCAAAAUCAAAACUCUACUUCAACUCUGCGUUUAAUACGCAAAUUGUUGGCGCACUGGUAGCCGAAUUUAUCAGGACAUUGAUCGGCUAUUUUGAUGUCUCGCCAGAAGAUUUUCAUCUGAUUGGCCACAGUCUUGGUGCACAUGUAUGCGGUUUUGCCGGCAAACGUUUUAAUGAGACAAAAAUCGGACAAAUCACUGCAUUAGAUCCGGCCGGUCCCGGAUUUUAUACUUAUAGUCUCAAUAAAAACGACGCAACACUUGUUAAAGUUAUACAUACGAGUGCCGGUGUAUUAAAAUCGGUUGACAAUUAUAUCGGUGAAAACCUAUUUGAAAGCAUACAAUUUUUUGGUUUUUUGGGUAACGGUAAUUCAUUGGGACAUUUAGAUUUUUGGCCCAAUGCUGGCAAUGGACAGCCUGGUUGUGGAAAAUCAUUUAGCAAUUUAUUUGUUUUUGAAUUGAAAAGUAUACGUAAAAAGGUGGUCUGCGAUCACUCGAGAGCUACAAUAUUGCCAUUAUUUGGUCACUUGCACGACAAUAAAGAUACCAAUGAAUGCCAAAUGAUUGGCUACCUGUGCAACAGUAACAAAGACUUUAUUGAUGGCAAUUGUGGCGAUUGCGGUGAUGAUAAUAGUUGGUGUAUGCCUAUGGAGUUUAUGCCCGAGUUUUGGUCCAAAUCGGAUAAUUGGAUUAAAAUUUCAAAUAAAAAAUCAAACGAUUAUUAUAUAAGGACUUCCGAUAAACGGCCGUUUUGUUUAUAUCACUAUCAGAUUGUGAUAUCAAUAUCACAACUAUCAACUGUUGGUUUUCUUUUGACAAAAAUUGAAUUAACUGGCGAUAAGUCUAUAAAAAUAGACUAUAAUAGAGCUCUAACCAGAUAUAGUAGAGGCAAAAAUUUUACCUAUUUAUAUACGGAUACCGAACCGUUAGGUCAGAUCAAUGAAGUUACCGUUCAUACAAUCAAACAAAAUAUAGUGGGUUUUAUACAUCGGGUUAAUCUAUUUUCGAGAAAAAAUCCUAAUAUUACUGAUGUCGUCCUAAUUGAUGCCAUUUAUGUUAAUUACAUGAGUAAUAUCGAUAAAAAAAUUAGAGACCAAUAUUCAUCACGAUUUAAACCUGUCAAUCAAACGACUAUUAAUAAUAAUAAUGAUUUCUUGUUAUUUCGAAUAGAUGAUGAAACCAUUUAUCAAAACCAAACCAUAAGCCUUAAUCAAACCGAAACCGUAAGCCUAAAUCAAACCCAAAUCGUAAGCCUUAAUCAAACACAAACUGUAGGCCCUAAUCAAACCCAAACCAUAGGUUUUAAUAAAACCCAAACCGUAAGCCUUAAUCAAACCCAAACUGUAGGCCCUAAUCAAACCCAAACCAUAGGUCUUAAUAAAACCCAAACCAGUAAUAUAACUCAAACCAAACACUUAAUACAAACUAAAACAAAUCAAACCCGAAAUCUGAUACUAAACUGGUUUUAUUAA